ACAGGCCUGGGCAGGGCCCUCCCCAAGAGGCGGUGGCGCGCGGAGGGGGAGGCGGGCUCUGGGAUACUGGGAGGGCCCGCGCGGGGAGGGGCCGAUGCCGGGCCCCGGCGCGGCGCUGCUCCUGAGCCCCGGGGAGUGGGGGGCCGCACACCGGGGCUCCGCCGCCUGGGUCCUCCAGGAGGGCGACCUGGGGUGCAGCUGGCCGAAGAAGCCGCAGCUGCCCGAACCACGCACCAGUUCCCCCGCCCCAUGGCCCUGGGCGCGCCACUCCCUGUCCCGGCCUCCAGAGACACUGCCAUGGCCCGGGACCACCUCCGCCCGGUGCGACGGGGCUCGCGCAGGCGGCAAACGCCGGACGGGCAGCCCCGCCUCUGCGCGCCCGCUGGGCUGCGCCUUCGGGUCGCUCGCUCGCUGCACCCCUGCCCAGGGCGCCGCGUAUCCCCGCCCCCUCGGGCCCCCGCAGGCGUCGGCCCUGGAGGAAGCCUCGCCGCAGGACGGUUCCCUUGUCCUCUGGCGAGGAUUCUCCAAGGCGUCUCAUCACAUGGGCCGGCUCAGGAGCGCCAAGAUGCACGUGGAGAGAGCUGUCAAGCAGAAGAAGAUCUUUAUGAUCCAAGGCCGCUACCCGGUGAUCCGGUGCCUCUUGCGCCGGAGGGGCUGGGUGGAGAAGAAGAUGGUCCGUCACUCGGGCACCGCCCUGCCUCUGCCCCGGAAGGAUCUGGAUAGCUCAGUAGUGGGUAAUAGCGACACCACUGAGGACGAGGAUGAAGAUGAAGACGAGACAUUCCAGCCACCACAGCUGUUUGAUUUCGAUGAUUUACUGGAAUUUGAUGACCUAGAUGGGACACAUGCUCUAAUGUCUCGCAUGGUUCGGAACGAGAUCCCCUACUUCAUCUGGACCACUCGGCGGGACGUGCUGGACUGCCGCUUUCUCUCCAAGGAUCAAAUGAUAAACCACUAUGCCCGGGCUGGCUCCUUUACCACAAAGGUGGGUCUGUGUCUCAAUCUCCGCAAUUUGCCGUGGUUUGACGAGGCUGAUGCUGAUUCCUUCUUCCCGCGCUGCUACCGCCUGGGAGCUGAGGAUGACAAAAAGGCCUUCAUAGAGGACUUCUGGCUGACAGCUGCCCGCAACGUUCUCAAGCUGGUGGUCAAGUCCGAAUGGAAGUCAUACUCUAUCCAGGCAGAAGAGGAAGAGGCCUCAGGAGACAAGCAGCCCGAGAAACAGGACGGAAAGCCGGGGAUGGUGUCCUCAGAGUUUGUGGAUGAGGCUCUGCGUGCAUGUGAGGAGCACCUUAGCAACCUGGCCCACAUGGACAUCGACAAGGACCUGGAGGCUCCAAUGUAUCUCAGCCCUGAGGGCUGGUCCCUCUUCCUCCAGCACUACUACCAAGUGGUCCACGAGGGGGCAGAACUCAGGCACAUCGACACUCAGGUCCGGCGCUGUGAGGACAUCCUGCAGCAGCUGCGGACUGUGGUGCCCCAGAUGGACAUGGAGGGAGAUCGCAACAUCUGGAUCGUGAAGCCAGGAGCCAAGUCCCGUGGACGAGGCAUCAUGUGCAUGGACCAUCUGGAGGAGAUGCUGAAGCUGGUGGAUGGCAACCCCAUGAUGAUGAAGGAUGGCAAGUGGGUGGUGCAGAAGUAUAUUGAGCGGCCCCUGCUCAUCUUUGGCACCAAGUUUGACCUGAGACAGUGGUUCCUGGUGACUGACUGGAACCCACUUACCGUGUGGUUCUACCGUGACAGCUACAUCCGCUUUUCCACACAACCCUUCUCCCUGGAGAACCUGGACAAUUCAGUGCACCUGUGCAACAACUCCAUCCAGAAGCACCUGGAGAAUUCAUGCCAUCGGCACCCGCUCCUGCCCUCGGACAACAUGUGGUCAAGCCAGAAGUUCCAGGCCCACCUUCGGGACAUGGGGGCCCCGAAUGCUUGGGCCACUGUCAUUGUGCCGGGCAUGAAGGCCGCAGUGAUCCAUGCCCUGCAGACCUCCCAGGACACUGUGCAGGGUCGGAAGGCCAGCUUCGAGCUCUAUGGCGCUGACUUUGUGUUUGGUGAGGACUUCCAGCCCUGGCUGAUUGAGAUCAACGCCAGUCCAACCAUGGCGCCCUCUACGGCUGUUACCGCCCGGCUCUGUGCCGGUGUGCAAGCCGAUACCCUGCGCGUGGUCAUUGACCGGCGGCUGGACCGCAACUGUGACACAGGAGCCUUUGAGCUCAUCUACAAGCAGCCUCCCGUGGAGGUACCCCAGUAUGUGGGUAUCCGGCUCCUAGUAGAGGGCUCUGCCAUCAAGAAGCCCCUGGCAAUGUGUCACCGGCGGACAGGGGUCCGCCCAGCUCUCCCUCACCUGCUGACCCAGCAAGGCUCUGGGGAAGGCAAGGACUUGGGGACUCUUACCCACAGGUCAGCUCCUAGGAAGGCUGCUGGGGACAGGAGCCUGGGGCACACUGAGAAGCCAGACUCCACUGCCACCACCUCGGCCCCUGGAAAGGGGAAGAAAGGCAAGGCGAAAAGUGCCACAGCCCUGGUCCGCCCCAAUCUCCCGAAGUGGGACCCCUCCAGCACCGGGAUGGGCUGCAUCUUCACCAUGACCUUUGCUAGUGGGGACAGGCAGCCCCACCCCUUGAACAGAUUGCCACUGAGUCUGAAGAACCCCCAGGCCCUGGCCCCUUACCACUUCCCCAGCUUCCACACCAAGGCCCGGCUGCCUUCCUCCUAUGUGCUCCGACCCCAGGGGCGAGUCCUCAGACUGCAGCACAGCAAGCUGGUGGGCCCUAAGGCCCUGUCGACCACAGGCAAGGCCUUGAUGACUCUACCUACCGCCAAGGUUUUCAUUUGCUUCCCACCUAACCCCGAGCUCAAGCUGGCAUCCAACGUCCUGAAACCAAGAAAGGUGGGCCUCAAACUGUGACUCGCAGCCUGGCAGGCAGUGCUGAGUACUGGGGUCAGGGCUGGAGGGUAGGGCAGAGGGCAGCUCCCAGGCUGCUGGAGCCCCAAGGGCAGGGCUUGUCUCCCUUGGAACCCCUUCCUGGACAGAUUCCUGAUCAUCUCUUCUCCUUCUCCCCUCCUUUCACACCGAGGCUGUUGCUCCCCCGUGGCAUCCUGGAAAUGCCUUGUGUUCUCUACCCUUUGAAGUUGGAAAUCUUCCUAGCACCCAGAGGAAGAUCAAGGCCAAAGGCAAGUUCAAGGCCAGACUUGACAAACCCAAGGCUGAGGCAUGCCUCAUGAAGACAGUGAGCCUCCCAAGCAAGACCUCUGCCCCUCAUCGAUACAUACCAUGGGCUGGAGGGGCAUGGGGGACGCGAGGCUAGAGAAGCCCUGGCUUCCAUCCACACUGCCUCGCUCCUGGAUGCAGCACCAAAUAAAAAGGAGCAAGUGAAGUAUCCUAGGCUUGGCUCCAUUUCUAUUGGAGGGUGAAGAGAGUGUAGGCUGGGGCCCUGUACCCCAAGGUCCAGAACGAGAGCUAGAGGCCACCAGCAACUCGUCCACAAAGCAAGAAUUCCCAGCUAGUGACAGACAUGGGUUUCCUGUUCAGAGACUCCCUUGGCAUCUCUGAUCUUUGGGUCGGGGAUAAGCCUCACUUUACAGAUGAGGAAACUGAGUCUGAAUGAGGAGACAUGUCUUACGCAAGAUCACGUGGCAGUGAGCAAAAGGCUAGGACACAUUGCCAGAACUGCUGACCACUGGGAGUGCCCCCAACCUCCAAGCCCAGAGGAGCUGGGCUGAUAGCAGAAUGACAUCUAAUGGGCACAAGAUUUACAACAUGAGACAGGAGUAAGGGUGGGCCUUGCCUAAACCCCAGCCCUUCUCUAGAGGGAGCAGGUCUGUCCCUUCCUCAGCAAGGGGCCAAGGUCACCUAAAAAGGAAAUAUCCAACAAGCCACACCCAUCUGAAAACGUUUGGUAGUUCUUAGUCGUAAUGGGUUGAAUAGUGCCCCCUCUCCCCCCAAAAUAUGUCUACCUGUGAAUAUGACUAUUUGGAAAAAGGGUCUUUGUAGAUGUAAUUAAGUUAAAGAUCUUGAGAGGAGAUCAUCCUAGAUUAUCCAGGUGGGCCCUAAAUCCAAUGACAAGUGUCCUUAUAAGAGUCAGGAGAGGACACAAACACGAGGCGAAGGCCCUGUGAAGAUGGAGGCAGAGACUGGAGUGAUGCGUCCAUAAGCCAGGGAACACCUGGAGCCACGAGAAGCUGAAAGAGGCAUGGAGGGAUCCUCCCCCAGAGCCUCCAGAGAGCGCACGGCCCUGCGGACACCUUGAGCUCGGACUUCUGGCCUCCAGAACUGGGAGAGGGUCACCUUCUGUUUUUAAGCCCCCCAGGCUGUCUUACUUUCUUACGGCAGCCCUGGGAAACUAAGGCGCUAGUCAAAUGAAGACACUAAACUCUGAUCCAGAAAUUCUUGCAUAACUGAACCAGGAAAUGCGUACACGCAGGCGCACAGCACAUCGUGGUAACAGCUGAGUGACCUAACUGUCCAUGGACAGUGGAAUGGCUAAACUGAGGCGCAUUCCAGUGCCGGAAUUCACACUCCACGCCAUACAACACAGACGCCUUGCACAGUGUGGUGCAAGAGCAGAUCAUGAAAGAAUAUUUACAGCCCAGUUCCAUUUAUAGAAACUGCAGAAACAGGCAAAAUGAAAUAUAUUGUUUAGGGAUGCAUAUGUAUGGAGUAAAACUUACCACAAAAGACAAGCAAGGAAAGGAUUCUCCCAAGUCAGGGCAGUGGUUUCCAAUCUAGACUGAACAAGAGAACCCCUCUGGGAGCUUUUCAAAAAGGUUGAUGCCCGGGUCUCCAUCCCAGACUGAUUAAACCAGUAUCCUUGGGGUGCAGAACCGUGGGGAGGCACAGGGAUGUUUCUAAGCUUCCUGAGGGGCUGGGUAGGGGUUUCUAACGUGGGACCAGGGUUGAGAACUGCUGCUGUACAAGGAAGGAGAGGGGUGUUUCUAUCUCGUGCCCAAGAGGUGGUUAUAUGGCUGUCACCUUAUAAUUACAGUCAUGCGCUGAUGAACGAUGGGGACACCUGAGAAAUGCAUCAUUGUGUGGACCUCAUAGCGUGUACCUACACAAACCUAGAUGGUAUAGCUAUUAUACACCUAGGCUGUAUGGCACUAACCUCAUGGGACCACUAUCAUAUAUGCGGUCCAUCACUGACUGAAACAUUGUUAUGUGGCGCGUGGCUGUAUUCUUUAAAUCAUAGCGAUGUUUUGUGCACUCUUUGUAUGUUUUAUAUAUUUCACAGUUUUUUAAAGUAAAAGAUAUAGCAUCUUUGCUUAAA
This is a messenger RNA of Equus caballus (horse), 5264 nucleotides long. RefSeq names its product actin-related protein 2/3 complex subunit 4. Gene Ontology annotation, molecular function: protein-glycine ligase activity, initiating; actin filament binding. Gene Ontology annotation, cellular component: axoneme; Arp2/3 protein complex; microtubule cytoskeleton. Gene Ontology annotation, biological process: protein polyglycylation; Arp2/3 complex-mediated actin nucleation; cilium movement. The record is from RefSeq and is a predicted model, not a curated record. Lineage: Eukaryota; Metazoa; Chordata; Mammalia; Perissodactyla; Equidae.